AUGCCACAACUUUCAAGCUGCGCAAAAGAGAGAAUUAACUCUUUGCUUCAACAAAAGAAAUACAAAAUAAUUCAAAUAGUUGAGAUUUUAAAGAAAGAAGACAUUGUGACCACACGACAGACGGUUGCAAAAUAUAUACGGCGAUACGAUGAACCAGAAACGGCUAAUAUGCAAAAUAAAAAACCAAUUGGCCGACGACCAAAAUUAGAUCCUGAACAUCUCGACUUUAUCGAUGGCGAGAUGGAGAAAAAUGACGAGCUCUGUGCAAUUGGUAAGAAAACCAACCCUUUUAUCAUUUUUUAUUUGUGAAAGAAGCCAUAUAUGUAUACCAUACGUACAAAUAUUAUAAAUUAUGUAAUCUGGCGUAAAUUUUUAUAGUAAAAUUUCAAUUCUGUAUUUAGAUCUUCGAAAACUUAUCAUUGAACGAUUUGGAUUGAAUGUGUCGAUCUCAGUGCUGAAGCGAGCGAGAAAGAAUUUGGGAUGGAUUAAGUCUGGAGUUCGAUACUGCCAACUGAUCACUGAGAAAAAUCGUGUCAAGAGGUUGGCGUUUGCAAGAGAAUGCCUAGCACACUUUACGCUGUGCCAAUUUAGUUUAUGCUAUGCCAAUUAUACAUUGAUUGCUCAACCAUUCCGAAUUUGUCUUUGCCGUUGCAGUUUUGUAUGUUCCAAUCUACGAAUGAAUUGCUGGACCAUUUCAGUGUGA
Molecule: messenger RNA, 703 nt
Organism: Paramuricea clavata
Lineage: Eukaryota; Metazoa; Cnidaria; Anthozoa; Malacalcyonacea; Plexauridae
Source: the annotation of a GenBank genome assembly